GGCUGGCAGGCCGCGCCCUUCCCCUUCUGCCCAGUUUGGGUUAGUCCUGAUAUCUUGCCAUCCUCCAGCCACCUGGAUCGACCCGCUGACAGAAGGGGCCCGGUGAAGGCCUGGGCUCUGCAAAAUGGGUCGUUGUGGAGUUAAUCCCUGAGCCCUCUCAAGGAUUGACUGUAAACUCUGUUUGAGUUAGGAUUUCUGUCAAAAUUGUUUUUCCCUAGAAAAUGAAGCUGUAAAUCUUGCCAUCCGCCGGACUGUGAGGGCGGCGGACACUACAACUCCUAGCAUGCCCAGCGCCCCGCCCUCCGCGUGGAGUUGGCGCGCUGCCCGCUGGGAAUCGUAGUCCUGGUUGGUUGCGGUCCUCCUCCAGCCAGGCAGCUCUUCAUUGUUCCAGCGGGUCUUGAGGGCACGCCUGCGCAGUGGGCGGCUGAGCGAGCGUGUGGGUGAGACCCUCCUCAAAGCCCCCUUUCAUUGUCUGGGUCUGGCGCCUGCGCAGUGAGGCAUCGCUGGGCCCCGGCAAGAGGAGGGAGAGGACCUGGCUGGUUGCCCUUUGCGGGGCGCCUGCGCACUGAGCCGCCGCUCACUGCCGUUCCCGCUAUGUGUGGGGCGUGUGUGGAAUAACGUUAUUGCCCAGCGGAACCGAGGGGGCCCGAGCUCCACGGCGGCGGCGGCGGCGGCGGCGACGAAGACGACGACGACAACGGCGACGGGGUGGGGAGGAGGACAGCGUGGCAGAGACUGACGGGACGCGCCGCGCCCCGCCUCCCGGUCCGGUCCCUCUCCGCGGUGAGGGGAUGAUGUAGCUUUGCUAAGGAUUCAGAAGCUAAGCAGAAAUGAGCUUAACAUCCUGGUUUUUGGUGAGCAGUGGAGGCACUCGCCACAGGCUGCCACGAGAGAUGAUUUUUGUUGGAAGAGAUGACUGUGAGCUCAUGCUGCAGUCCCGUAGUGUGGAUAAGCAGCAUGCAGUAAUCAAUUAUGAUGCAUCUAUGGAUGAACAUUUGGUGAAAGAUUUAGGCAGCCUUAAUGGGACUUUCGUGAAUGAUGUAAGGAUACCAGAGCAGACUUAUAUCACUUUGAAACUUGAAGAUAAGCUGAGAUUUGGAUAUGAUACAAAUCUCUUCACUGUAGUUCGAGGAGAAAUGAGGGUACCUGAAGAAGCUCUUAAGCAUGAGAAGUUUACCAUUCAGCUUCAGUUGUCCCAGAAGUCUUCAGAAUCAGAAUUACCAAAAUCAGCAAGUGCUAAAGGCACAGAUUCAAAAGCGGAUACUACUCCAGAAGUGCAGCACAGAACUACAGAAGCUUUGAAAUCAGAGGAGAAAUCCAUGGAUGUUUCUGCUAUGCCCCGUGGCACUCCAUUAUAUGGGCAGCCAUCAUGGUGGGGAGAUGAUGAGGUGGAUGAACAAAGAGCUCUCAGGUCUAAUGGCAAGCCUGAAGAGAAGCAUCAUGACACUGGGGCUUCAGGGUGCAGCAUAGAUGCCAAGCAAGUGGAGGAACAGUCUGCAGCUGCAAGUGAAGAAGCACUUUUUCCUUUCUGUAGGGAACCAAGUUAUUUUGAAAUUCCUACAAAAGAAUUCCAGCAGCCAUCACAAAUAGCAGAGAGCACUAUUCAUGAGAUUCCAACAAAAGACACACCAAGCUCCCAUACAGCAGGUGCAGGGCAUGCUUCAUUUACCAUUGAAUUUGAUGACAGUACACCAGGAAAAGUAACUAUUAGAGACCAUGUGACAAAAUUCACUUCUGACCAGCGCCACAAGUCAAAGAAGGCCUCUUCUGGAACUCAAGACUUGCCAGGAAUUCAGACAGGAAUGAUGGCGCCAGAAAACAAAGUAGCUGAUUGGCUAGCACAAAACAACCCUCCUCAAAUGGUGUGGGAGAGAACAGAAGAGGAUUCCAAGAGCAUUAAAAGUGAUGUUCCUGUGUACUUGAAAAGGUUGAAAGGAAACAAACAUGAUGAUGGCACACAGAGUGAUUCAGAGAAUGCUGGGGCACACAGACGCUGUAGCAAGCGUGCAACCCUUGAGGAACAUUUACGACGCCAUCACUCAGAACAGAAAAAGAAGGUCCAGUCUACUGAAAAGCAUCAAGACCAGGCCGUUACUAGCUCUACGCAUCACAGAGGGGGGCAUGGUGUUCCACAUGGGAAAUUGUUAAAACAGAAAUCAGAGGAGCCAUCGGUGUCAAUACCCUUCCUACAAACUGCAUUGUUAAGAAGUUCAGGGAGUCUUGGGCACAGACCAAGCCAGGAGAUGGAUAAAGUAUUAAAAAAUCAAGCUACUUCUGCUACUUCAGAAAAGGAUAAUGAUGAUGACCAAAGUGACAAGGGUACUUAUACCAUUGAGUUAGAGAAUCCCAACAGUGAGGAGGUGGAAGCAAGAAAAAUGAUUGACAAGGUAUUUGGAGUAGAUGACAAUCAGGAUUAUAAUAGGCCUAUUAUCAAUGAAAAGCAUAAAGGUCUGAUAAAAGAUUGGGCUCUCAACUCUGCUGCAGUAGUAAUGGAAGAAAGAAAGCCAUUCAGCACACCUGGGUUUCAUAACUCAGAGGAAGGGAUAUCUUCAUCUGGAAGCAAACGUUGGGUUUCACAAUGGGCUAGUUUGGCUGCUAAUCAUACAAGGCAUGAUCCAGAAGAAAGGUUAAUGGAAUUGUCUGCAACUGUAGAAAAUGAGACAGAUACUGGUGAAAUUGGUGUUUCACUGAGAAGUACUAGCUCUGCAGCUUCCCUGGCAAGUCAGGGAGAGAGAAAGAGGCGAACUCUUCCUCAGCUCCCAAAUGAAGAGAAGCCUCUGGAGGGCUCCAGAGCAAAGGUAGUAACACAGAGGUCGGAGAUAGGAGAGAAGCAAGACACGGAACUGCAGGAAAAAGAAGCAGCUGCCCAGAUACGCCAGAACGAGAAACAUGAUGCAGACAGAAGCCUGAGUCAGCUGAACAGGGCAGUCAACGGUGAGAUUCCUAAAACUGGUGGCGACAAUAAAGCCCUCCUUCACUCAGGUAGCUCUUCUAGCAAAGAGAAGAGUGAAGCUGAUAAAGAAACUUCCUUGGUAAAACAAACAUUAGCUAAAAUCCAGCAACAACAGGAACAGAAGGAGCAGGCCCCGUGGACUCCUACUAAAUUGUCUUCAAAAAGUGUUUCAGCCCACAUAGAUAAAUAUAGGGAGGAGUCUUCUAAGCAAGAGAUCCAACUUGCAGAAAAAAUUUCAGGACAUUCUACAAGCAGAGGAGAAAGAGUAAUACAAAAUGAAAGCAAGAGAAGAAAAGCUGAGGAAAUUCCGAAAAGUCAGACUUCAAAAGGAGACAAGAAAGAGUCCUCCAAGUCGUUAGUGCGUCAAGGGAGUUUCACCAUAGAAAAACCCAGUUCAAACGUACCCAUAGAACUUAUUCCCCAUAUCAAUAAGCAGAAUUCAUCUGUUCCCACUUCCUUAGCAUUGGCAUCUGCAAGUAGACUUCGAGAAAGGAGUGACUCUUUGGAUACUGAUUCUAGCAUGGAUACAACCUUGAUUCUAAAAGACACGGAAGCAGUGAUGGCUUUCCUAGAAGCUAAACUGCGUGAAGAUAAUAAUAAAACUGAUGAAGGCCCAGAUACUCCUAGUUACAAUAGAGACAAUUCUAUUUCACCAGAAUCUGAUGUAGACACAGCCAGUACAAUUAGUCUGGUUACUGGAGAGACAGAAAGAAAGUCUACCCAAAAGCGGAAGAGCUUCACUAGUCUCUAUAAAGACAGGUGUUCCACAAGUUCCCCUUCCAAAGAUGCUACAAAGUCAGGCACUAGGGAGAAAAUUGAAAAGAAGGCAAAAAGCCGCUCUACAGAUAUAGGUGCAAGAGCAGAUGGUCGAAAAUUUGUACAGUCCAGUGGAAGAAUCCGGCAGCCUUCUGUAGACUUAACAGAUGAUGACCAGACCUCUAGUGUACCUCAUUCUGCUAUCUCUGACAUUAUGUCAUCUGACCAGGAAACAUACUCCUGUAAAUCUCAUGGAAGGACUCCACUUACCUCAACUGACGAGCACAACAUACAUUCCAAACUGGAAGGAGGCAAAGGAACAAAGUCGAAGACUUCUCCUGUUGCCCCUGGUUCAUCAAGUAAAUCGACCACUCUCCCAAGGCCACGGCCCACCAGGACUUCCCUCCUGCGUCGAGCCCGGCUAGGUGAAGCUUCCGACAGUGAACUUGCUGAUGCUGACAAAGCAUCUGUUGCUUCUGAAGUCUCCACCACAAGUUCCACAUCAAAACCACCCACAGGAAGGCGAACCAUCUCUCGGAUUGAUUUAUUGGCUCAGCCUCGAAGAACAAGACUUGGCUCAUUAUCUGCCCGUAGUGACUCUGAAGCAACAAUAUCAAGAAGUAGUGCCUCUUCACGCACUGCAGAAGCCAUCAUUAGGAGUGGAGCCAGAUUAGUGCCAUCAGAUAAAUUUUCUCCUAGAACUAGAGCUAACAGUAUCUCACGGCUGUCGGACUCCAAGGUCAAAAGCGUGACCUCCACUCAUGGCUCUCCUUCAGUAAAUUCAAGAUGGAGGCGCUUUCCUACUGAUUAUGCUUCCACCUCAGAAGAUGAAUUUGGAUCAAACCGUAAUUCCCCUAAACAUACUCGUCUACGUACUUCUCCAGCCCUGAAAACCACUCGCAUGCAGAGCACUGGAUCAGCAAUGCCUGCUAGUUCUUCAUUCAAGCACCGAAUUAAAGAACAGGAAGACUAUAUCCGAGACUGGACUGCUCAUCGAGAAGAGAUAGCCAGGAUCAGCCAAGAUCUUGCUCUCAUUGCUCGGGAGAUCAACGAUGUAGCAGGAGAAAUAGAUUCAGUGACUUCCUCAGGCACUGCCCCUAGUACCACAGUAAGCACUGCUGCCACCACCCCUGGCUCUGCCAUAGACACUAGAGAAGAGGUAGGAGAUCUUCAUGGAGAAAUGCAUAAGUUGGUUGACCGUGUUUUUGAUGAAAGCCUCAACUUCCGAAAGAUACCUCCAAUUGUUCCUUCUAAAACACCAGAAGGAAAUAAUGGUCGAUCUGGUGAUUCAAGACCUCAUCCAGCAGAGCCUCCUGAUCACUUAACAAUUACAAGACGGAGAACCUGGAGUAGGGAUGAAGUCAUGGGAGAUAAUCUGCUGCUGUCAUCCGUCUUUCAGUUCUCUAGGAAGAUAAGGCAGUCUAUUGAUAAAACAGCUGGGAAAAUUAGAAUAUUAUUUAAAGACAAAGAUCGGAAUUGGGAUGACAUAGAGAGCAAGUUAAGAGCUGAAAGCGAAGUUCCUAUUGUGAAGACCUCAAGUAUGGAGAUUUCUUCUAUUUUACAAGAGUUGAAAAGAGUUGAAAAACAGUUGCAAGUGAUCAACGCCAUGAUUGACCCAGAUGGAACCUUGGAGGCUCUUAACAACAUGGGAUUUCCCAAUGCUAUCCUGCCAUCUCCACCCAAACAGAAGUCCAGUCCUGUUAAUAACCACAGCAGCCCUGGUCAGACACCAGCACUUUGCCCCCCAGAAACCAGGGCUCUGCACCCUGCAGCAGCCGCAGCCUCAGCUGAGUUUGAGAAUGCUGAAACUGAGGCUGAUUUCAGUAUCCAUUUCAAUAGGUUCAACCCUGAUGGGGAAGAGGAAGAUGUUACAGUACAUGAGUGAUGACGUUCCCUUGAUUGUUAGAGACAUUACCUGUGGAGUGACUAGGGGUAUUGGAAGCAGCAUGAUGUUGACAUACAAAACAAGAGAGCUUGGUCAGCAACAA
Molecule: messenger RNA, 5697 nt
Organism: Peromyscus eremicus (cactus mouse)
Lineage: Eukaryota; Metazoa; Chordata; Mammalia; Rodentia; Cricetidae
Gene: Cep170
Product: centrosomal protein 170
Exons: 20
Coding region: 831-5594 (1587 amino acids)
Cellular component (GO): centriole
Molecular function (GO): protein binding
Source: RefSeq, a predicted model, not a curated record